Molecule: messenger RNA, 204 nt
Organism: Microthlaspi erraticum
Lineage: Eukaryota; Viridiplantae; Streptophyta; Magnoliopsida; Brassicales; Brassicaceae
Source: the annotation of a GenBank genome assembly
AUGACGGUGGUGGUGGUGAUUGAUGACGGUGACUGUAGCGGUGAUGGUGGCGCUAUCGUUUCUUACCAACAGCACAUCUCCUCUCAGAUUUGGGCUUUACCUUUUUUCUUCCCGAAAGUGAUGGUGAUGAUGGUGAAGAUGAUGACGAUAACACCGGUGAUGAAUAGCGUAAUCGGUUUAUUGAUAAACAGUGUUAUCGUGUAA